Molecule: messenger RNA, 2209 nt
Organism: Aedes aegypti (yellow fever mosquito)
Lineage: Eukaryota; Metazoa; Arthropoda; Insecta; Diptera; Culicidae
Gene: inaF-D
Exons: 3
Coding region: 717-1355 (212 amino acids)
Source: RefSeq, a predicted model, not a curated record
ACGUCCAGUCUCAAUCGCUAACUGGAUUCAGUCUGUGAAAAGUUUCGAUUCGAUUCGGAGGGCUACUAGAUCGCGGCGUAUACACACGGAACGGGAGCUCGCAAAGGCUCACUUGGAUUGAAGAAUUUUUAUAUCCUCCCCCUCCUCGAAAUGAGCCGCGAAACGCGCAAAUGAUUUGGAAUUGUAUCGUGGUAAUUUCGCUCGAGUUGAGUGGUUGGUGAAAGGAUUUUUGCUCCCGAUGGAAUCCUAAAAGCAAUAUUUUCGCAUUUUACGCGCUGGGUUUAUGCUUUAUCUCAUCCGACACGCGAACGCACUUCAGCGAAAGAGUUUCUGUCUGUCUUUGGGAGGUGAAAAAGUGGAUUACGUCGGUCGAGGGGAAGAUUGCAAAGAUUUGCGUAUAAGUCUCGAGAAGACGCAGGGAAGUGUGAGGUGAAAAUUGCUGUGAGUGGAAAACUGUGUGCUACGCUUUGGAUAAACACGAACCAGAUUUGUUGUUCUUUCGUGCCUGCCUACAUCUACGACUAAUCGAAUGUUUGCUCACAUAAGCAAGAGGAGAAUUACUACUACUGGAGGAGGAAAAGCCGAACCGUAGGUUCGGGGGAGGUUUUCCGGAGGCGAGCAAUAUCUAGCUAUAAAUUAUUCAUAUAUUACCAAUGUAAUAGAGUAAUACCACUAGUGGUUGAACGAACGCACAAACAGCUCAAAAACUCCCGACGAUGAGUUACAUGGCGGAGGAGAAGAUCAAGCUCGCCGGCGAGGACUCCAAGGACCGGCUGUACGAAGCCAAGCAAAAUCAGAAGGCCAUCCGGAUUUUGACGGUGGCCGCUUACGUCCUGUGCGUCUCGCUGGUGGCCAUAAUGCUGUCCCUGUACUACAUCUUCCUGUGGGAUCCAAGCACAAAUCAGAUAAACGCCAAAACCCAAACAGUUGAUAACAUCGUUAUACCGGACAACCUGGCCAUACAGCUGGCGAACCGAAGCGAAGUACCGGCGGAGCUGUUCUACACCAACCUCUACCGGCAUCUGAUCCACAGCAAAACGAUCAAGGCUCGCAAAUCGGCCGCAGUCCGGGAGUCGUCGAACCUGACGCGGCUAAUCCAGCUCUACCACCAGCAGAAAGAGAUUAACGAAAACGACGUCUACGUCCAAAGUGAGCUGGAGCAGUUGGUGGAUGCCUCGGCAUCGUCGGCGUCGCAAUCAUCUGCCGAAAGCACGCAGCCGCCAUCUUCGGCGUCGGACGCCAUGAUGGCCGACGAAGACGACGGUGGCGACGACUACGAGCAGAGCGGCAACUACGGCCUCUACUCGAACCACACGACGAUACAGCUGGAUCAGGACGACGCACUGCAGCAGUGAUUUGAGGAUGCAGCUCCAACGGAUACUAUUUUUCUAUGAAAAUUCGAUGCAGUUAGUCAGUCACUCACACAAUAUACUCUUUCACGAUGCGAUUUUUGCGGCUAGAGUCACGACGCGCCAGUCCGUGGAUUGGUUUAUGGGAUGCGCUGUAGUAGGCUGUGAUUUUUCGCUAGCAUUGAUUGUUAAAGUGCGAUCAGUGCUCGCUGGAAAACACGGAAUCGUAGUGGGCGCGACGAUUGGUAAGCAGUUACACACUGAACAAUGUGGCCUAAAAUUGGAGAAAUCUGUACCCAAGACCUUUAGAAGAAAAACACCCUCAAAAUCUAUGAAACAAAAUUGCUUUAAAUAAAAUCAAUUCCUCUGUUUUAAGUGAUAAAUUUAUGAAAGUUGGAACGAUGAGGUGGAGGUACAAUUCCUUAUACAAUAUUAUAUACACUUACUACCAUCUUCACUCACAUCAAGCAAAGCAAGUACACGUUUCACAUCCAUUUCCAACGAUUUACUUUUGACUACGGUGAUUUAUUAGAAAAAUCCUAAAGCUCGUGCAAAAGAUGUUCAUUAGAAGAAAGGGCAAGUGACAGCAAUGGUUAGACUCUAUUUACUCCAUGCACUUCAGAAACCAGAACUAGCAGAGCAUUGAUUCAUUAGUCAAGUUUUAACCAUUUCAAUGAUACAAUAAUGUUUAGCGUGUAGAAGAGAAGGAAGAAGAAGAAUGGAAUUACAGAGAGAGCAUUGGAUCGGAACGAUCGGAGAGAAUCAAAAACAAGAUAACUAUAUUAGUAGUUGGAGAGGUUAAUAGUUGUUAAGUUUCAAUUAGAUAAGGGAGAUAAUAAAGAAGUUUUAAAUUAUGCUGA